Molecule: messenger RNA, 993 nt
Organism: Zasmidium cellare ATCC 36951
Lineage: Eukaryota; Fungi; Ascomycota; Dothideomycetes; Mycosphaerellales; Mycosphaerellaceae
Exons: 6
Coding region: 1-993 (330 amino acids)
Source: RefSeq, a predicted model, not a curated record
AUGGCUGCCAGCGGCCAUGCCCCAGGUUCAGCCGUCGUCGGCGUGACGAUCAGCUUUACGGUGUUGGCGUUUAUGGCGACGGUGAUGAGACUUUAUACGCGGAUAGGGAUCGUUCGAAAUGCUGGGCUUGACGAUAUUGUCAUUACCAUCGCGCUGGCGCUGACGAGCGUGUUGACGGUCACGAUGUGUCAACAAGUACGAUACGGCAUGGGAAGACACGCGGACACACUGUCUAAUAACGACAACGUACAAUCGCUCGUUUGGUUCUGGGCAUCAGUCUGGGUGUAUUACGUCGCGCUCUGCUUCGCCAAGCUAUCGAUCUUGCUCCAAUACCUUCGCAUAUUCCCCGAGCGAAAGUUCCGCAUUGGCUGCUUCACCUUGAUCGGCGUCAUUGUUGGGUGGACUUUCUGGGCCUUCUUCUCUGCUCUGUUUGCUUGCUGGCCGAUACGGCAUUUCUGGGAUAAGUCGAUUGAGGGAACGUGUCUGAAUCGAUUGGCGGUGUGCAGGUUCUCCAAUGCUGCGGUGAACAUCAUCACAGACGUCUGCACUGCGAUUCUACCCUUGCCGGUGCUCAAGAGCUUGAAUCUUCCUAAACGCCAAAAGAUGGUGCUUAUGGUUGUAUUUGGAUUGGGAGGUGUGACCUGUGUCAUAUCGAUCCUACGUCUAUCCGCACUCUACGUCAUCUCGAAAUCCAGCGACGUCAGCUGGGACAAUCCUCUCGCAGCAAUCUGGUCCAGCCUCGAAGUUAACGUAGGAAUCCUAUGCAGUUGCAUCCCCACUCUCAAGGGCUGCAUAACGCGAUACUUCCCCACGCUCUUCUCAUCAUCAUCCUACGGGGCAUCAAACAAUGUCCGGCCAUCGACAUUCGAACUCGCCGGAAACCACGGCAAGAGCCACGCGAGCUGCACCGCGACAGUCGACCGAGACGAGCGAGAAAGCAAACGAAGCGGACGAUUCUCGAGGCGCAGUGGAAAUCAAGGAGAUGGACGAUGA